Messenger RNA from Prunus armeniaca (apricot), 327 nucleotides. NCBI's taxonomy places the organism in Eukaryota, Viridiplantae, Streptophyta, Magnoliopsida, Rosales, Rosaceae. The record is from the annotation of a GenBank genome assembly.
AUGGGGCGUGGGACCCUGAGGCCACGUGGCGAUUUAACCACAGUAUCUUCGGCCGUGUCUUUUACGGCCUUCGGCUUCGGCCUACAAUACUGCGGUCGCGAGGCCGAGAGGAUUCUGCCUUUGCAGCUUUUCUUUUGUUUUCAGGAAGGCGAAAUGCCUAACAAAACGGUAGGUGCCAGGACCGAGAGGAAGUCCAUUCAAUCAGUUUAUGACCGUGAUUUAUUAGGCACAAACAUUGCCCCCACAUCCUUGGAUUCUUCAGUCGCGGCCUGGGUAAAGGCUGAAUGGAUUCCAAGGGGUGGACCCUUUGCAUUCCUCCUGAAGUGA